Molecule: messenger RNA, 2060 nt
Organism: Syngnathus acus (greater pipefish)
Lineage: Eukaryota; Metazoa; Chordata; Actinopteri; Syngnathiformes; Syngnathidae
Product: C-X-C chemokine receptor type 4-like
Exons: 4
Coding region: 770-1873 (367 amino acids)
Biological process (GO): brain development; neurogenesis; G protein-coupled receptor signaling pathway
Cellular component (GO): membrane
Molecular function (GO): G protein-coupled receptor activity
Source: RefSeq, a predicted model, not a curated record
UUUUUUGACAGGGGGAUUGACUGUUAAUACAAUAAUAAAAACAAAAAACAGUCCCACCCUAAGCCUGUCAAAAAUCAGUGGCAGGUGUCUGUCAACAAGGUUUACUCAGUAAUGUUGUUUCUGAGAUUUUUUAGGCUGAUACUAGUCAACAUGGAGGAAGGGAGGGAAGGUUGAGAUAAGAGACUGGCACUCUUUUGAAAGAGUAACGCUUUGGAUUUGGGACUUGGUUUAUUGUUUGUUUGUAGGAUUAGUCUAUGAGAAGAGGAUGGACAGUCACAGCUGAGCCGAGCUGAGGCAGGAAAUUGGUCUGCGGAAUUUUAAAAAGACAGCUAUAUUUGAAAAGAAAUGUGCAAAAUAUCACUCCAUUUGAGACCUUAAUUGUGAAAAAUGGAAUCCUGGGAAAGUUUACAUUAAUUCCUAAGAUGUGCUGAUUCAUCGUCUUCAUCGGUGACGCAGAGAUGGCUCCCGCUCCUCUGAAAGCACGUACACACUCAUUGUGUGUACUCCUGCCAGCUUCUUUCCGAUUGCCAAUAGACCUUGGUUAUCACAAAGCCGGGGUCUCCGGGCCAAAACAAUUCAAGUUGCGUGCACACGCAUGACGGCAUCCUGUGACAGAAGCAGUAUCAGCACCUGACACCUCGAAAACAGGAAAAAGCAUUUGGGCAGGAACACAGAUGGGUUCGAGUGCUUGAGGGAGGAGCACCACCACAACUAUAAAACUCGUCCGCGUGAGUCCCAACCUCACUCCGUAGAGAAAAGAGAGUCCAACAUGUCAUACUAUGAGCACAUCCUCUUUGACUAUGAAUACAAUGACAGCAGUUCUGGCUCUGGUUCUGGUGAUAUUGGGGUGGAUCUGGAGGAGCCUUGCGAGGUGGAGCACCUGAUGACCUCUGACUUUCAGCAGGUCUUUUUACCUGUGGUCUAUGCCCUCAUCUUCCUGCUGGGCAUCACCGGAAACGGUCUGGUGGUCUUUGUCUUGGGCUGCCAGCGUAGCUCAAAAUCCAGCCUUACCGACCGGUACCGAUUGCACCUCUCAGCUGCCGAUCUCCUCUUUGUUGUGGCGCUUCCGUUCUGGGCGGUGGACGCGGCGCUGGCCGACUGGCGCUUUGGCGCAGCCACCUGCGUCGGCGUGCACGUUAUAUAUACGGUCAACCUGUACGGCAGCGUGCUCAUCCUGGCCUUCAUCAGUCUGGACCGCUACCUGGCGGUGGUCCGAGCCACCGAUACCAACACGGGUGGCCUGAGGCAGAUGCUGGCGCACAGAUUGGUCUAUGUGGGCGCGUGGUUGCCCGCCAGUUUGCUGGCCAUUCCCGACUUGGUAUUCGCCCGAACUCAAGAAGGAGGCGAGGGAAGCACCCUGUGCCAAAGAUUUUACCCGGCGGAACACGCUCCUCUCUGGGUGGCCGUUUUUCACCUACAGCUGGUCCUCGUGGGUCUGGUGAUCCCAGGUCUGGUGCUUCUGGUGUGUUACUGCGUCAUCGUCACCAGGCUGACCCGGGGACCUCUCGGGGGUCAAAGGCAGAAACGACGAGCGGUGAGGACCACCAUCGCGCUGGUGCUCUGCUUCUUUGUGUGUUGGCUGCCCUACGGAGCGGGCAUCUCUGUGGAUGCCAUGCUGCGUUUGGAGGUUCUGCCCCGCAGCUGCAACCUGGAGGCCUUCCUGGGUGUGUGGUUGGCAGUGGCUGAGCCCUUGGCAUUUGCGCAUUGUUGCUUAAACCCGCUGCUCUAUGCCUUUCUGGGGGCAGGCUUCAAAAACUCCGCCCGCAGAGCCUUGACACUGAGCAGAGCAUCCAGUUUGAAGGUUUUACCGAGACGACGCAACGGGGCCUCCACAACCACAGAGUCUGAGUCGUCCAGUUUGCACUCUAGCUAGUGUUUGCUCAUUCUGACUCCAAGUGUGUGAGUGUGCGUGAAAUAAUAAUAGAAAUAAUCUGAGAAUUUAAGGAGCAAGUCCGCUGGCGGUCUUCUCUCAAUUCUCUUGUAAAUAGCGUCUUUUGUUGGGUCAAUGCUGCUGUGCUUUCACUGGACUGUAAUGGUUUAUAAUAAAUAUGGAGAAAAAA